Molecule: messenger RNA, 669 nt
Organism: Rotaria sordida
Lineage: Eukaryota; Metazoa; Rotifera; Eurotatoria; Philodinida; Philodinidae
Source: the annotation of a GenBank genome assembly
AUGAUAACUGGAGCAGAAGGAUUUCAAACAGCUUGUGAUCAUAUUUUUCUUAGUAAAAAAUUUAACAAUUUAGAAGAAGCAAAUAAAGCUAUAUCUAAUGUUACAGAUUUACGCAAUAUUCAAGGAAUAGAUCAAAUCUAUCAUUUAUUACUUAAAGCCGAACAAACAAACGAUAUAAAAUACUUGAUACGUGCAUAUACAGCUGAAACGGAUUUUUACAAAGUAUUGAAUACUUGUCAUGCUCAACUUUCCUCUCGUAGAUAUACAGAAGAAGAAAGAGAGACAUGGUUUGUUAAAUUUGGUAAAACUCUUCAUAAAUCAGAACAACUUGAUAAAUAUAGAUGGAUGGGCACAACUUAUCGUGGACUCUUUGUAACGAAUAAAGAUCUCGAUCAAUACAAAGUUGGUGAUUAUAUUGUAAACAAAGCAUUUCUAUCAACAUCAAAAUCGCGUCAAAUUGCUGAAAAAUUUAUUUCUAUUUCAUCAACAGAUAAAUUAGCUAUUAUUUGUGUGUAUCAUUUGAAAAAAGAUGAAUAUGUACUUGAUAUAUCAUCGAUAUCGGAAUUUCCUGAAGAAGAAGAAGUACUGAUUUUACCAAAUGCAUGUUUCAAAGUUGAAAGAAUUAACAGACAAAUUUAUCCGAUUGAAAUCGAAUUAUCAUCCUGGUAA